AUGUCUUUCUCAGUUUCGAGUUUUACCCCAGAGAGCAUUAUUAAAACACUUUACUCUUUACCCAACAAUGUUCACAAAAAUGAGCUAGGACUGUGGUUGGAUCUGUCGUAUAUAACUCAACAGCACAUUGUUUGUUCAUGCCCAGUUCUUAAAUAUCCGAAACUAGUGUACCGAAACAAUCUGGUUGAUCUAAUAUCGUACUUGAAUUCGAAUCAUGGAAUUGACAACUGGAGAAUUUACAAUCUCAAAGCUGAACGAGGAACGUCUGACUACAAAGACGAAGACCUAGCAUCCGUGACUUCACGAGUAAACCUUGCUUAUGUGUCAAGCACUGAAUGUAAAUCCCUAAUUCCAGAUGCCUUUGAUCAGUCAUCGUUAAACUUCGCUCGAGAAGACAUACCACCGUUCGCCUCUUAUCACCAAAAUACAUCUGAAAAAGAGCAAAAAAUGAGCCUUCGUCGAUAUGGAUGGCUUGAUCACUCGCCACCACCAUUCAUACUACUACAACCGCUGUUGGAUGAUUUGUACGACUACCUUUCACAAGACAAUGCCAGGGUAGCUCUUUUACAUUGUAACAUGGGCAAGGGCCGAUCUGGAACAGUGGUGAUUGCAUACCUGAUGAAGUAUCUCAAUUGCUCAUCGCGCGAGAGCAGUGAGAUUUUCACGAACAACAGAUUUAGGCCAAGGUUUAUGAGGAGAGUCACUAUAAGAUCUCAACUGAGAUAUCUUAGGUACCACGAACUACUACUCCAUCUCGAAACAUCCACCCUUGGCCCACCACUUUUAGCAGAGGUUGAAAGGUUUCGCUUUAAGAUCAAUAGCGUUGAAUUAUUGAAUCCUUUCCCUCAUUUGAAAUGGAUCUCGAAAACAUGCACCAUAUUCAUGAAGAUACACACCUACACGAAAUCACACGAUGGGCUGUUAGAAAUCUUCCACAAAGGAUAAAAUGAGCUUCUGUUUGACGACAGCUCGAAUCAGCGAAUAGCAACGGUUGAAGUUGAUACAUGUGCCUUGGAGAGCGACGUUCGAUUCUCUUUCGGGCUAAAGUUCAAAUCCAAUGACAUACUGAGCAAUAUGGUCGAUGCCCAUUGUCGGAUGAAUCAAUAUUGGGAGACUUUUCUCUGCAGCAGAUGUACUUCACCAAAGUCAUAUUCUUUAGAGGAAUUGAAGCAAGAACAAAUACAUUGUCGAGGUUGCAAAAGCUUAGCACUAUUUGCAAUCGAAUGGGAAGGAUUGGAUGGAUUUAAAGGAGCACGAAUUAAGGGCCCGAAACUUUUUGAUAGCGUGACCUGGAGGUGGCAGUUAGUAUAA
This is a messenger RNA of Lachancea dasiensis, 1311 nucleotides long. NCBI's taxonomy places the organism in Eukaryota, Fungi, Ascomycota, Saccharomycetes, Saccharomycetales, Saccharomycetaceae. The record is from the annotation of a GenBank genome assembly.